This is a messenger RNA of Zootoca vivipara (common lizard), 4433 nucleotides long. It is a transcript of the gene DUSP10, whose product is annotated as dual specificity phosphatase 10. The record is from RefSeq and is a predicted model, not a curated record. Gene Ontology annotation, cellular component: cytosol; cytoplasm. Gene Ontology annotation, biological process: negative regulation of JUN kinase activity; peptidyl-tyrosine dephosphorylation. NCBI's taxonomy places the organism in Eukaryota, Metazoa, Chordata, Lepidosauria, Squamata, Lacertidae. Gene Ontology annotation, molecular function: MAP kinase tyrosine phosphatase activity; protein tyrosine/threonine phosphatase activity; MAP kinase tyrosine/serine/threonine phosphatase activity.
GGGAGACUUGGGUUCCUUACGAGAGGAGCGGUUGUGGUGCGUAGGUCGACCGCGUAGCGUCUCCUAGAAUAAAUCUGCCCUAUCUUGGGGAAGAGAGAGAUGCCUGCUUGGAAACAAACUGGGAAAAGCGAAAAAAUGUUGGGGAGCAAUGGGAAAUAAGAGAGCUUGAGUUCCUUUUGACUUGCCAUUCUCAGCUUCCUCAUGCCUCCAUCUCCACUAGACGACAGGGUAGUAGUGGCACUCUCCAGGCCCGUCCGACCUCAGGAUCUCAACCUUUGCUUAGAUUCCAGCUAUCUGGAUUCUGCCUCUUCUGCCAGCGAGAGCCACGUGAGUCUCAUCAGCACAGCUGUUGUGUCCCUCAAGGCUGCGAAUCUGACGUAUAUGCCCUCAUCCAACGGCUCUGCUCGCUCCUUGAGUUGUGGAUGCAGCAGUGCCAGUUGCUGCACUGUGGCAACAUACGACAAAGACAAUCAGGCCCAGACUCAAGCCAGCACCAGCAGCACUUCUGCCAACGUAGGAACCUCGACCACGUGCCCUGCUAACCAAAUGGUCAACAACAAUGAGAACUCUGGCCCGUUGAGUCCCUCCAGCGGUGUGGGGAGCCCGCUCUCAGGCCCAACCAAGCCGUUGCCUAGUGUCAAAAUCAUCUAUCCCAAUGAACUGGCAAAGAAGAUGACCAAAUGCAGCAAGAGCCACCAAGGGCCGGUCAUCAUCGAUUGCCGGCCCUUCAUGGAAUACAACAAGAGCCACAUCCAAGGAGCUGUCCACAUCAAUUGCUCUGACAAGAUCAGCCGGCGAAGACUUCAGCAAGGCAAGAUUACCGUCUUGGACUUGAUCUCUUGCCGGGAAGGCAAGGACUCCUUCAAGAGGAUCUUUUCCAAAGAAAUAGUUGUUUAUGACGAGAAUACCAAUGAGCCAAGCAGAGUCAUACCUUCGCAGCCAUUGCACAUAGUGCUGGAGUCUCUCAGGCGAGAAGGCAAGGAGCCACUGGUUCUCAAAGGUGGACUCAGCAGUUUUAAACAGAACCACGAAAACCUCUGUGACAACUCCCUCCAACUCCAAGAGUGCCCCGAAAGUGGAGGAGGGGGCGGUGCUGCUGCCGCGGUAACCUGCACGCUACCUCAGUCCAUCCCGACCACCCCAGACAUUGAGAACGCCGAGCUCACGCCCAUCUUGCCCUUCUUGUUUCUUGGCAAUGAGCACGACGCUCAGGACUUGGAGAAGAUGCAGCGGCUGAACAUCGGCUACGUCAUCAACGUCACCACUCACCUCCCUCUUUACCAUUACGAGAAAGGCUUGCUCAAUUACAAGCGGCUGCCGGCCACAGACAGCAACAAGCAGAAUCUCAGGCAGUACUUUGAAGAGGCUUUUGAAUUCAUUGAGGAAGCUCACCAGUGUGGAAAAGGCCUCCUCAUCCACUGCCAGGCCGGUGUGUCCCGCUCUGCCACCAUUGUCAUCGCUUACCUUAUGAAGCACACACGGAUGACCAUGACUGAUGCCUAUAAGUUUGUCAAAGGCAAGCGACCAAUCAUUUCUCCUAAUCUUAAUUUUAUGGGGCAGUUAUUGGAGUUCGAGGAAGAUCUAAACAAUGGAGUCACGCCGCGAAUUCUCACGCCAAAGCUGAUUGGGGUAGAGACUGUCGUGUGAUGGCAAAGAAGCAUGUGACUAAAGAGAGAUUUUUGUAUUCUUCACUUGACAUGGACUUGGAAGGCUUGGAUUUACCCCGUUUUUCUUUUCUUUUUAGCUUUAUUGAGGAGGGUUUAUUAUAAGACAAAACUUUGGACAGGAACCUUUUUGAAGAAAAGGUUUUAAAAAUACAAGGACUUCACAAAUGUUGGGCAAGAUAGCUUUGCAAGUCCCUUCUUGAAAAGAGGAUGAUUGGGGGGAUGCUUUGAAGAAACCAGUUUUUAAAGUCUCCUUGCGUGUAAGAGAGAAACUGGACACUAUAUAAUUUUUUCUUCCCUUUUUGGUUAUUCAGCUACUUGUAGAGAUUAUGACUAAGUAGUCUGUGCAGGUUCAUAGACCGAAGACAGCUAUGUUUUUUUUCCCAAAAUAAAAUACAACCAGCCAAAAUAAAAAAGCGAAAAGACAACUAAAACCCACGGGCGGCCUUGAGUUUGCAAAGGCUUUGCUAAAGAAACCCUAAGCAAAAUGCUUGCUGGUGCAAAGAAGAUCAGAGCAGCUUAAAACUAUCUGCAAAUCCCUUCUCACCCUCUUGACUAGAGAAAAUCUUUUUAUUUGCUGUGUUUCAUCUUCUGGUACUAUUUUUCUAUUUGGGGGUUGGGGGUAGGCUAACACCAAGGGACUUGACCAUUUUACGCCAUAUGCCUUUACUGGCUUCUUGUGCAAUAAUAGUUUUGAGUGAUGGAAAGAGUACUUUAUUUUGAGUGUUCAAACCAGUUACAGCUGGCUGCCCAUUAAUAAUAUUAAUAAUAUUUUUAAAUAGCAUAAAGGUGGCUGGCUUGAUUUAGAAGAAGGUAUAAAACAACAAAAAGCAAUUAUUUUUUUCCCUUUUCCGAUUCUGGUUAUAGUGCCAUACACCUUGUUACAUAUGUAUAUCAGAAUGUACAAAGAUCAAGAACAAGCAAAGUUUAUUUAAAAUAUUUUUUCGCACAAAAUACUGGUGUGUUUUUCUGUUCAUGUACAAAGUUUGAUUAUAAAAAUGAAAACUGUUUUAGAAAUUGUGAGUGUGUGCGUGUGUCUCCUUUCCCUUAUUUCUUUCGUGAACGCUCCUAUGUAGUUAGCUUUCCACUUGCAAUAAGCAGCAGGGCAUUGCGCAGUGGUGGGAGGGCAGAUUGUGGCACAGGGGGGGGGGAGUACUUGCCAUGCAGAUGUUCCAUGUGGCUCCUAUCUCAUCUAGAUGCAUGUAACUUUGGCCUUGGUCCAGUGAAACUGUGGUUUGUUGGACAAAGAAUGAGCAUGGUGCCCACACACUUCCUUCUCCCUUUCUCUCAGGGACAGGGAACCUGUGAUCCUCCCAAUGUUGUUCAGAGUCCAACUCUCGCCAGCUUGGCCCAAUGGUCAAGAGUGAUGGGCAGUGGAGCUGGCAACAUCUGGAGGACCACAAAUUCCCCAACCCUACCUUCUGGGGUUUCUUAAAGGACAGUUUCUCAGACUUAAUAGGAAAUGGCAGGGUUUUGUUUUUUUAAAAAAGUCCUAGAUGCACAACAGAAAGGGAAGAGGAUGGAUGUUAAUACAACUCUUGUUUUCAGUCUGAUAAACCGUGGUUUAUUCAGACCAAGUUAAUCUUGUCUGAAAGGGGCCUGGGCAACAAGUUGAUCUGCAUGUAGCAUUGGCAUACCCCAAGCAUAUCCACCUGGGCCAGACUGCACAUGUGUGUCCAGAUGCUCAUACGAGCAUUUUAACUAGAUGGCAGCUACAGGGCACACUGGUGAAUGCUGCUUUCGUGGCUCCCAUGCAGUCUUAAGCAGGCCUUGAGUACUCAUUUUGGGUCAAUUUUAUAUUGCUCCCAUUCUCCUUUUUCACUGCAGGUUUAUUCUGCAAGCUGCCAACUCCACCAUUUCCCAGGGAGCUGCUAUUUUUGUGAUGAGUAUAUGUGGAGCAAGGGUUGAUUAGAUAGCUAGGUAGGGAAAAUAUUGAUUAUUGUAGGCUACAUCCACCUAGGGUUUUUAGCUAGUGGUUUUUAACACAUCUCUAACACUUGCCAAGCACAUGCACAGAUCCCUAGUUGCCCGCAUACCUGAAGGGAGAAUUUCAAAGCAUAUAGUCCAUAUGCUUGAAUGUUGAAGGCAUACUUUCUGGAAGAGACAUAGACGCAUAGCUGCCAAGUCUCCCGUAUUCCCCGGGAAACCCCCGUUUUUCCAGCUGCCCCCAGCCGAAAAAAACAGAUUUUAUUCUGGUGCGGUGGCCAUUUUGGAACUGGACGGAGCAUGCGCAGAAGCAACUUUUGAUGCUGCUUUACCCAGUUCCAAAAUGGCUUCUGGUGCGGCGGCCAUUUUGGAACAGGGCAGAGCAGCAUCAAAAGUCGCUUCUGAGCAUGCUCCGCCCAGUUCCAAAAUGGCGGCAGCGCUACUUCCGGUCUGCUACUUCUGGUCCAGUCCCUUAUUUCUUAGGCCGGAACUUGGCAGGUAUGCAUAGACGUAACUGGUGGUUGAAGACUUGCUUUCUUCUUGUCUUCUCCAGUUCCCCUCAGCAAUGUAUCACAGCUUCUAUAGCCUACAUAUAGUAGGGGGCAUUUAAAAUGAGAGUUGUCAUAGCUUCCUCUUUUUUGCUCUUCAAAAUAUGGCAACCCUAGGAGGUAGCCAUGCCUCCAUUUUAAGUAUUAAGAGAUGAAUCAGUAACACGAGAAGGGACUAUGGAGAUUUCCUCUCGGUCAGCAGCCUGCUAACCAAUUACCGUUUUGCACCACUUGGAGCAUUUUCCACAUUAGAAAAAAAAAAACAACCAUGAUUCAAUUGCAUUUGCUAGAAUUU